Somion occarium is the source of this 2011-nucleotide messenger RNA. The record is from the annotation of a GenBank genome assembly. NCBI's taxonomy places the organism in Eukaryota, Fungi, Basidiomycota, Agaricomycetes, Polyporales, Cerrenaceae.
AGACGCCGCCUGUUCAUGUAGGCCGACUCGGAGUGAAACAUGCGUUGACCCAACGUUGACCCAGAGCGAAAAGUCCCUGCGCAGCUGCAUCCAACGUCUGCUACUGACUUCCAUCGCGUUCGUGGUUCCUUGCCUUUUUCACGACACUCACGACCCCCUUCCUGCUGUCUAUUCUCAGCUAGAAGUUCUUUGAGACCGAAAUACUUUUGAACAUCUUAUCCGAACUAGCGCUCUCUGAAUCCUACAAGGAAUGGCCCAAUGGAACGCAAGUAAUCAAUGGGGAGCACAACCAGGCCAUACCUAUUCCCCCGUAUACCAACCAGGUCCGACCCCACAGUACGGACAGCCUGGAUAUCCUUUUCCACCUACCAGUGUUCCCCCGCCGGCAGAGUACGGCGGAGGUUAUGGAGCCGAUCACAAGUCGCCUUUUGAAGGGGACCGUUUCAAACCAAAGAAAAGGGUGAAUGAUAUCUUCUUUUUGAUAUUCUUCAUUCUCCAGUUUGCUGGUUUCGUUGUGCUGUCUGCGUUUGCUAUUUCGCAAUGGGUCAAAUCAGGCGGUCUUGGUGGAGGUGUAGGUGGCGGAAACACCGGCAGUGCCGUAACUCUGAAUUAUCAUACUGUGUAUCUCUUACUUUUCGUAACCGCUGCCGCUCUGUUGUUUUCGACAGUAUACCUCUUGCUCACAAGGGCAUUCACGCGAAUGAUCAUGCAUAUCACACUUAUACUCUCAAUUGCGCUCAAUAUCGGGAUAUGCAUAUACUACUGGAUCACUAGAUAUUGGUCCGGCGCCAUCAUAUUCACCAUAAUCGCCCUAAUUUCUGUGCUCGCGUACUUCGGGUAUAGGUCUCGUAUACCACUAGCAUCUCUUCUCCUACAAAUUGUCAUGGACGUCGCUAAGCAUCACAAGAGUGUCUAUGUCGUGGCAUUCUUGGCUCUCUUACUGCAAGGCGCGUUGAGCGUUUGGUACACCUUCACGUUGAUUGCGAUCUAUUCUCGGUGGACGCCUGGAAACCCUUCUUGCGAAACGGAUUCAAGCUGUUCUUCAGGGAGGGUUGCUGGACUCGUCUUCUACGCGACCUUCUCGUUUUUGUGGACCUCGCAAGUCAUCGGUAAUGUCGCUCUCGCUACAAUGGCCGGUGGGCCCUUCGGAAGCUGGUACUACUUCGGACCUCGGGAACAAGGACAAAUGCCUAAACACCCUACAUGGUCUGCCUUCAUCCGUGCAUCAACACUCUCGCUGGGUUCGAUUGCGUUUGGUUCUUUGAUCGUGACUAUCCUGGAACUUCUCAGGAUACUUCUUAGCAUCGCUCGGAACAGUGCUAACGCAGAAGGACACCCUAUUGAGGCCUGUCUUGCGUUGUGCGCGGAGUGCUUCAUUGGAUGCAUUGAAGCAUUGGUGCGGUACUUCAACCGUUACGCAUACAUCGAGAUUGCUUUGUAUGGCAAGCCGUAUUUGAAGGCUGCGAAGGACACAUGGGAUCUCCUGGUUGAUCGUGGUAUCGACGCUUUAGUCAACGACUCAUUAGUGGGCAUGACCCUGACCUGGGGUGCUUAUUGCGUCGGUCUCCUCUGUUCUUUAUUCGCCUACAUCUACCUUCGCUCGACACAUCCGGCGUACAAUGUUGAUGGUCAAUAUACCGCCCCUGUCAUCCUCUUCGCGUUCCUAAUUGGUUUGCAAUGCUCGUUGACACUGUCAUCUGCUAUUGAAGCUGGUGUUUCUACGAUAUUCGUCGGGCUAGGGGAGGAUCCUCAAGUCUUGGCUCUUCGUGCGCCUGAAUUGUUCGGUGUAAGUAUCCUCUUCAUAAGUGAUUCAACCAUUCUUUCUAACACAUUUCUCGUGCCCUACAGCUUAUUGCUUCAACAUAUCCCCAAGUUGUUCAAGGGGUUCAGAGGGUCUGAAGUAGGCUGAGAGAUCGACGGGUCCCGCGGGAAUCCGCGCAGUUUACGAUUCUUAUCACAUUCUGUACGGUAUUGGGUAAACUUGUUGCCGUCCGAUAUGCUUGUCUUGCUU